CGCCAUGCUAAGCCACGCCCCUCCACUCACUCACACACACAUCAACAUGGCGACGCUCAGGACGAUGGGUCGCAGCAGCAGAACCGUGUGCACUCUCUCUCUGGUGAUUCUACUGCAGCUGCUGGCCGGCGGGUGUCUGUCAGCUCCCGUGAACACGACAGGACCCAAAGAUGAUAAUCAGGUGGUAAUUGUAACUCCAAAUGUGACCAUCCAGACCCAGAACACAAGUGACGUAGAGACGUCGCCACCUCAGCAGAGCAACACAACUGUAGCAGAGCCCAAAAACGCUACAAAACCUGGUGACAAUGACUCCACACCAGCAGUAGCAACGCCUCAAGCGGAAAGCAAGGCACCUCCCGCUAACACAGAAAUGCAAGUUCAGAUCAUUGCGACCUCUGCAGAUAAACCUCAGCAAAAAAACGUCAGCGAUGAAGAGCAAAAACCCGUCAGCACUGGAGCACAAGUACCCUCUAACGCGGGGGAGCAAAAACCCGUCAGCACUGGGCCGCAAGACCCAGAUGCAGCUGUCAAGGUUGAUGCGCCAGAGGAACCCGCUGUUUCUGAAAACAUUACAGCCACUGCUGCAGAAGUCCCCACCACCCCAGUGAAAACCAAAGAACCAGCUGAACCUAUAACAAAAGAAAUUGAGCCAAAUGCCUCUGACAAGAAACUCCCCAGCGUAUCGAAGGCGUCCGAAGAGCAGGACCCUGAACCGGGCCUGCCGCAGACCACUGAGAGAGGACCCAUUGAUUUAGAUAGUUACACGGAUGAGGAUGACAAAGACGACGACGACGAAGAUGACGGAACCUAUGGACAGAGCGACGACAUCGACAGCGAUGACAAUAUGGAGACGACUGACAACGAGUACCUUAAUGUUGCAGUUGGGGAGAAAGACCAGACUCUGAGCACGCACCAGCAGUCAGGCAGGAUGGAGGUGAUACACCACAAUGAGGUAGAGAGCUACAACACGGAGGACGAGGACUCGCACUUCUUCUUCCAUCUGGUCAUCCUGGCUUUCCUGGUGGCCAUCAUCUACAUCACCUAUCACAACAAGAGGAAGAUCUUCCUCUUGGCUCAGAGUCGGCGCUGGAAGGACGGUCUGUGUUCCCGCAACAACGUGGAGUACCACCGCCUGGACCAGAACGUCAACGAGGCCAUGCCGUCCCUUAAGAUGACCCGUGACUACAUUUUUUGAUCCACGUUCUCAGGACCCAUGUCCGGACCUGUGCAGAGCCAGUCGGCCAUCUUUCUUCCCGGCAGGUUGCAUUGUCACGACGCUGUGCUUUGUCCUGGAGCUUGAUAGAUGCUUUCUCUUGCUUUACGAGCCAGUUGGAGAGAAGGAGGUGUUGUCGUCUUUUGGAUAGAAUUAUGUGCAGGAUUUAUUUUUUACUCUUCAUCUGUUAUUCCUAUAUUUUAUAUUUUAAUAUGAUUUCCUCUUUGUUUUUUUCUAAAUUGAUAACUUGGGAUUGAAAUAUAUUUAACUUUGUUUUUGUUUUUAGCCUUAUGGUGUCCCUCUACACCUAUAUUUUCUUUUUGCAUUCUGUCAUAAUAUAUUUUAAUAAUCAAAAUAAGAGUUCGAAGAUUUAAACACUAAUGUAACCUUUAGGUCAUAAUAUAAUGCGUAAUAAAAGCAGUUGAAUAUUUAACCCAAGAUUUAUUGAUGAAGAUUUUCUGUCAGUCAGUGGCCAAGAUAGGAAAUGACUGUCUCGUUUUCAAAGCACUUGUUGUGUCAGGCAUACUUUUGUACUGGAGUUAAAGUAAAAGAAACGCUGGGUAAUUUGAUUUAUAGACAUAUAAAGUUGAAAUGUGUUUAAAAUUAACAAGAUAAUUUUUUAACUUAUAAUUUCUUUAACAUUAAGUUAAAAAUUGCAUUAAGCAUCAAGUUAAAAUAACUCUUUAGAUGAAGGGUAUGUUCUCGUGAUUAAGCCAUUUAAAAGAAGACAGAUGCUGUAUUUAGUUCAGGUUUCAAUGAACUGAUCGUGUAUGGGAGAAGCCUUUUUUACCACCAGACGUUUCCCCUCUUCAUCAGUUCAUAUUUAACUCGUCUGAUAUGGUAUCUCUUCUUCUUCUGCCCAGAUUUUGCGAUGUAGAAAUGCUGGGGCUGGCCCUCUUUGCUUUUUAUGACUUCGGUGAAGUCUCUAUCAACCAGUCUUCAUCAUAUUUGUGGCAAAAAAGCGACUGUUUUCCCUCCUGCUCACAAAGAAUGAACUAGUCACCUUCUGUCACAGUAGGAAGUUGGUGGACUGUUUUCGUUCUUCAUCAGUUUGUUUUUUUGCACGCUCUGUGUGGCCUAAUGUUCUCGAGCACCAUUUCUUUGUCGCUGUGUCUUGCCUUCAGUUAAAUCGCUGUAACCGCCACAUGAAUCCUCAUAUUUGUUAUCAAUCUUUUGUCGCCUUCUCUCAGUUGUUUCCAUCGGUCUUGUCCGUGAAAGAGGUAUUCAGUGGGUAGAUAGAUAAUGCGAUUUGCACUGUGCCAUCAUAGAAUAUGGGCCGAGGGUGGGAGAUGACAGAUCUUGCAAUCAACAGUAGAAACUGUGCAAUCUUGUUUUUGUCAAUAAAGCACAAAUUGUGUACAGAG
Molecule: messenger RNA, 2577 nt
Organism: Pleuronectes platessa (European plaice)
Lineage: Eukaryota; Metazoa; Chordata; Actinopteri; Pleuronectiformes; Pleuronectidae
Gene: c15h5orf15
Product: chromosome 15 C5orf15 homolog
Exons: 3
Coding region: 5-1195 (396 amino acids)
Source: RefSeq, a predicted model, not a curated record